Macrosiphum euphorbiae (potato aphid) is the source of this 342-nucleotide messenger RNA. The record is from the annotation of a GenBank genome assembly. NCBI's taxonomy places the organism in Eukaryota, Metazoa, Arthropoda, Insecta, Hemiptera, Aphididae.
AUGAUAUCCACUAGAGAAUUAAGAAUGCAGCUGCGGGACAUAUUAAUAAGUUUGCCCGGGCAGUUGAAAUUACCUUUUGAUGUAAAUUAUAUAUCACUCUACGAAUUAAGUAAGACGUCAAAACUGGCUAUAGUAUAUAUUAAUGGAACUCUCGUAUUAGAGUUAGUAAUUCCAUUACUAAACCCAGUAGAAUUAACACUAUACCACAUAAUAAAAUUGCCGGUACGUAAAGAACAGCUAUAUAUGCAUCUCACACCCGAAUGCGAAUACAUGGCCAUUUCAAAAACACACGAGUACUAUUUAACAAUUUCCGUGAACCAUUUAAUGAACCGUAAGAAUUAA